This is a messenger RNA of Paramuricea clavata, 683 nucleotides long. The record is from the annotation of a GenBank genome assembly. NCBI's taxonomy places the organism in Eukaryota, Metazoa, Cnidaria, Anthozoa, Malacalcyonacea, Plexauridae.
AAGUAGUUCCAGCGAACGUACUUCCUUUAAGAAACAUAAAGGGUCUCAACAAAGGGAAGCGAAAUGGCGGCAAACAAGAAGCAAAGUAUUUCAACAAAGCUUGAAGAAGGCGAAAAACGAGCCUUUCCAGUUAGUUUCGGCAAAUCUUGGAAAACAUGAAUUUAUGGUAUAUUCCGUCAAUUCUAGGCACACUUACCUUGUUUCAGUGACAACUACCCCGCAUUGUGAAUGUCCCUUUUAUAUUGUUAAACAGAACAACACUCAGAAAAUAUGCAAACAUAUACUAUGGGUGUAUUUGUUUGUGUUGGAGAUCCCCGAGGAGAGUAAACUAAUUAACCAAGUAGCGCUACUAGAAUCUGAAAUACUGGAGCUAACAUCUAACGCUCCAGCUGUAAUCCCUCCCCGACUAUUCAGACCAUCUUCAACAACAAGUGGGUCUUUCGCUCAUAACACACAUUCAUCGGCAAGUAACAUGCCAUCUACUUCAACAGCAAACAUCUCUAGUGGUAAAGUACCGAAGAUGACGAAUGACGAGAUCAAUGGUUUGUUUGAAAAUUCGCCUCUUAACACCGCUCCUCAAGUUUGGACAGCAAUGAAGAAAAUUGGCAAGGGAAAACAACCAUCUUGUGCGGGGUGCAGAAGCAGCAAAAUACUUCCGGGAAGAAUUUGCAUCCACGUGAGCG